GGGGCCAGUCCCUACAGCAGACCUUGGGCUAUGGCAUUUGCCUCUGCGUGGUGCAGGGCGUGCGCUGCGAUCAUGCGAGGGAGCCGCGUGGGCAGCUUGUCAGGACGGACGUUUGCGUCCGCGCGCCCUCCGCGAUGGAAACGCUACCACAUCACUGCAGAUGGUGUGGGCUGCAGAGCAGCCAGCCAAACCGAGGAUGGGUAUCACAUUGUUUCGGACACCCCGCCAUCGGCUGGAGGCACCGGCUCCGCGCCCCAGCCAGUUCAGCUUUUGCUGGCAGCGCUGGUGGGCUGCGAGCAAGCCACCGCACACUUUGUGGCGACCAAAAUGCGACUGCCGCCGAUUCGGCGCAUCGAGUUUGAUGUCCAAGCUGAAAGAGAUGAGUGGGGCAGCAUGCAGCCCCCAAUUCAUCAAGCACCACCUAGCGUCAGCAGAGUGCAAAGGAUAUGGGGUGUUGCACGUGUGCACACCGAUGCGAGCGGUGCCCAAGUUGCGGCAGUGGCCGAAGCUGUGAAGAGCCGCUGCCCAGUGGCAAGCAUGAUCAUCGCAUCUGGCUGCGAGUUGGAUGUUCGCUGGGUGAAGGCAGACGAGGGUGGCAACUGAUGCCUGAAAGACUGGCAUCGCUUGUCCCGCG
Molecule: messenger RNA, 634 nt
Organism: Effrenium voratum
Lineage: Eukaryota; Dinophyceae; Suessiales; Symbiodiniaceae
Source: the annotation of a GenBank genome assembly